This is a messenger RNA of Staurois parvus, 339 nucleotides long. The record is from the annotation of a GenBank genome assembly. NCBI's taxonomy places the organism in Eukaryota, Metazoa, Chordata, Amphibia, Anura, Ranidae.
AUGCAGACUGCUUCUGCAAACAUUUGUGAAAGACUGUGUAAUAAGUCAAUCAGUGAAAUUUCCUUGCUACUAAAUAUUCCACGGUCAACUGUUAGUGGUAUUAUAACAAAGUGGAAGCAACUGGAAACAACAGCAACUCAGCCAUGAAGUGGUAGACCACGCAAAAUGACAGAGCAGGGUCAGCAAAUGUUGAAGUACACAGUGCGCAGAACUUCCCAACUGGCUGCAAAGGCAAUAGCUAAAGACCUCCAAACUUCGUGUGGCCUUCAGAUUAGCACAACUACAGUGCACGGAGAGCUUCAUGGUAUAGGUUUCCAUGUCCGAGCAGCUGCAUUAAAG